AUGGCCGCCCUCCUCCUCCACCCCGCCACCCGCCCCUUCCUCCUGCACAUCCUCAUCGAAGUCCCCGCGACGCUGACUUUCCUCCUGCUCCCCUCGCGCCAGCUGGGCCAGCACACGCCACACGCGCACGCCAUCGUGCGGCAGUACGCGCUGUCCCUGCUGGCGUCCGUGCUUGUUGCCGCCACGUUUGCCUUUCGUGACACAGCCGAGGGCGAGGGGGCGUCGGAUCAGCUGCGUGGAAAGAUCGCGGGCGCGCUGGCGGUCUAUCACGUGGGACCGGUUGUGCGGGCUGCAGCGAGGGUGGCGCGGCAGGCGCGGCGGGGGGAGCGACUGGUGCUGAGCGAGGCGGGGCUGUAUUUGGUGGUUCAUGGGCUGGCGGGGUGGGAGUUGGGGAGGGCUUGUUGGGAGGGGUGGUUGGGAGCGUGA
Molecule: messenger RNA, 426 nt
Organism: Cyphellophora europaea CBS 101466
Lineage: Eukaryota; Fungi; Ascomycota; Eurotiomycetes; Chaetothyriales; Cyphellophoraceae
Exons: 1
Coding region: 1-426 (141 amino acids)
Source: RefSeq, a predicted model, not a curated record